AUGGUUUCCACCACAGAAGUCGGGGAUGAAGAGCAAGAGGCGUGCAAGGUAGUGUUCGCAUAGCGUUAACAAAGUGUUCAAGGUGUGCGGCGACAAACCGAUCGGAUUUAAUUUUGGUGUGGUCAGCUGCGACUCCUGUCGCUCCUUCUUCCGGCGAUGCAACGGCGCGGAAAAGGUAGGCAAAGCGACUGUUUUUAUAAGCGUAUCCCGACUUUUUGGGUCGACGAUAGCAUGAGUCAACACAAACUCGAUCGAUACGGGGCAUAGGACAGGUGGAUACCUAAUUUCCUAUCAUUUUUAGACACUCAAAUGUCCGUUUCAACGGAACUGCGUGAUAAACAAAGAAUCCAGAAGAUGCUGUCAAGCCUGUAGACUGCAGAAAUGCUACUCGGUAAGUUCAAGCAACCUUUGUUCGAACACCUUUUAGGUCGGCAUGUUCUACGAGGAGAAUGCGCGAAAACGACCGUAUCGGAAGAGCUCCGGGAAAUCAUCGGUGGCCUUAAAGUCCCCAAAGAAAUCACCGCUUACGCCGGUCGAAAUGCCCGUCUCCCCACCGAAACAUUGCCUAUGCCGAUGUCAAUGUGGCUUCUAUCCGAGUGACGCCAGAUUGGUCGCAGUUUCAGACGUCGGAAAAGGUCAUGGUGCAGCAGAAGUGGCUUGUUCGAAAGAGUUUUUAAUGGUCGAUCAGCAACUUCUAGUUAAUGCAAACUCGCCGAUGGGUCACGUACCCUCAAGGUGGGAAAUUUUGUAUGUCACUCUCUCAGGAAAAUAAUGUGGAUUUGUCGCAGUAAAAUUUCUCGCCUCGUCGCAGUAGCUUGCAAAACCUCAAGCCUCAGCUAGCUGCCUCAAAGCGAUGAGGGGCGAUUCCAACGCAUGGGAAAUCCACAUUAUUUUCCCGACAGACUGAUGGUUUAAAAAAAGCCACUGCAUUAAAAAAAAGCUCCGCAAUAUUUAAAUUCCAGCAUUGACUUCCCUCCUCAACUUCCUGGAACAUCGUUUCAAACCGUCGACAUUCCCAAGCCCCACAUUCAAACACCAUGUUAUUCAAGCGACCUGCGCAAAACGUUGGAGUUGAAAUAUCAGCCAGUGGAGGCCGAAGCUUCAAUAUUGGGACUACCUCAAAAUUAUCCCAGUGUCAUCCAGAAUAGUCCGUACUUCUCCGCCCUACCGCAGAUCUAUGCCAAUGCCGCUUGGCCGUAUCAAGGAAGCGAUCUUCAGCCGACGUUCAGGUACAGUGGCGGACUUGAUCCAGUGGCAAAAAACGUGCCAUUUUGCAUCCGGGAAGUAUCAAAAAAUGUGGCAAAAAACCUCCCUUUCCAGGUGAAAAAACUCCGAUUUCAACAGCGCGCCAGCUCCUUUUUUAAGGGAAAAGGCGCGCCCUUCAAAACGAAGUUUUUUCACUUGGAGAGGGAAGCAUUUUGCCACAUUUUUUGAUACAUUCCGGAUGCAAAAUGGUACGUUUUUUGCCACUGGACCACUGGAUCAGUUCUCACUGUAAUUCAACUUUAGCUAUCCCUCUCCCGCCAUUCCGCCGUCCAAUUUGUUGGAGAUUAUUGAGGCCGAGAAUGCGUUGAAUGAUGUUGCUCUUGACGACGAGAACCGUUCAUUGAUGGACGAACUCAUUGAUGCUAACGGUAUUCUCAAAGCGCCUAUGGAGCUGUCGAUUCAGGAGCUGGAGAACCCAAACGAACUGUCCUUGAUGACGGUGGUCAAGAUCAGCGAUUUGGCAAUGAGAAGGAUCAUUGCGAUGGUCAAGAAACUGAGGUUAUUCCGAGAUAUUGAGCAUGCCGAUCAGAUCGCGCUGCUAAAAGGUGAGCCGUUGUGAAAUAUUGCGAAAUUAGGACUUCAGUGAUUCGUAGAAAUGAAAGUUAACUACAACGUAUAGGUUGAUAAAAACCCUUUUAGGUGGUUUAUCCGAGCUCCUAAUCCUGCGCGGUGUGAUGGUAUUUGAUCCGCACAAGAACGCGUGGAUCCAUCAUAUUCACUCGGGAAGUCAGGAGAUCAGCCUUCGCGUGGACGUGCUGAAGAAAAGCCCGGAGGAAGAGCACUACCGCGCACACACUCGAUUCCUCACCUCCUUCGACGAGGAGUGGCGGACGAAUGAGCCAGUGAUGCUGAUUCUGAAUGGAAUUAUCUUGUUCUCGCCCGAUCGCCCGAAUCUGAGGUAUGAUGUGACCAUUUGACUUUUGGAUUAACAUAUACAUAUUUAGUAUCUGUGUAAUUCUCCCAAAAGCAUUCAAGAUAAUUUAUAACACUUGGCCACUUUUAGUAAUUCAACUUUUGACGUAAAAAUCUCGGCCGUUUCUGUAAUCCGCGAGCUAGAAUUCCUUCACAGGUCUUGGAAAAAUUUAAUCCAUACUUGUGCCAAUUUUCAUCAAAAUCUAAACGUCGCACUUCGAGAACUUACCCUGUAACGUCAUUUCAGGAACCCGCAAGCCGUCACACGGACAAGAGAACGCUAUCACAAUCUCCUUCGCAACUAUCUACGCAAUUAUUGCUCAAACGACGCCGCCAGCUUAGAUGCCUACACCAAGCUGACCGUUAAGCUGGAUGAGUUGAAAGAGCUGAACCGGUCCCUUCAACGCAUCUACAGCCGAUUAAAUCCCGAUGACUUGGAGCCUCUGCUGAAGGAACUCUUUGCCUCCACCGCUUGA
Bursaphelenchus xylophilus (pine wood nematode) is the source of this 2654-nucleotide messenger RNA. The record is from the annotation of a GenBank genome assembly. NCBI's taxonomy places the organism in Eukaryota, Metazoa, Nematoda, Chromadorea, Rhabditida, Aphelenchoididae.